AUGGGCGCCGCCCGCGAUGCGGAGCAGCAGCCGGGGCCACCGGGCGAGGAGGGCCUGGGCGGCGCCGAGGAACAGCUGGUCAGCACGAGCCCCUGGAACAUCAUGAUCAAGCACCGGCAGGUGCAGCGGCGCGGCCGGCGCUCCCAGAUGACCACCAGCUUCACGGAUCCAGCCGUGUCCAUGGACCUGCUGCGAGCUGUCCUGCAGCCCAGCAUCAACGAGGAAAUCCGGGGUGUCUUCAACAAGUACAUGAAGUUUUUCCAGAAGGCAGCGAUCAACGUGCGCGAUAAUGUUGGGGAGGAGGUGGACCCAGAGCAGCUCAUCCAGGAGACCUGCCGGAGCUGCCUGGAGCAGGCCAAACUGCUGUUCUCUGAUGGCAAAAAGGUUGUUCCCAGGUUGCCCCACGAGCAGGCAGUACCAAAGCGUGCCCGACAGGUGGAUGAGGAGCUUAAUCGUCGAGGGAGCCCUGUUCCCAAAAAGAGAAAGGGGCGGCCUCCAGGACAGAGCCUGUCGAACGAUCGUGGGGUCUCAGGCAUGGCUGCGUGGAAGCUCAAAGUCUCUGAGCCCGUGAGAAGGGAUGGACCAAAGUGGGAUCCAUCCCGACUGACUGAAACCACAACCUUUGUGCUGGGAUCUCGAGCAAACAAAGCUCUCGGGAUGGGAGGAACAAGAGGGCGACUCUACAUCAAGCAUCCCCACCUCUUUAAGUACGCAGCCGACCCGCAAGAUAAGCACUGGCUGGCAGAGCAGCAGCACAUGAGGGCCACUGGGGGAAAGAUGGCCUACCUCCUCAUCGAAGAGGACAUUCGGGAUCUGGCUGCCAGUGAUGAUUACAGGUGA
Molecule: messenger RNA, 840 nt
Organism: Haliaeetus leucocephalus (bald eagle)
Lineage: Eukaryota; Metazoa; Chordata; Aves; Accipitriformes; Accipitridae
Gene: DNTTIP1
Product: deoxynucleotidyltransferase, terminal, interacting protein 1
Exons: 12
Coding region: 1-840 (279 amino acids)
Cellular component (GO): nucleus
Molecular function (GO): nucleosome binding; DNA binding
Source: RefSeq, a predicted model, not a curated record